Messenger RNA from Meira miltonrushii, 1299 nucleotides. RefSeq names its product alpha/beta-hydrolase. Gene Ontology annotation, molecular function: hydrolase activity. Bases 1 to 1299 code for a protein of 432 amino acids. The record is from RefSeq and is a predicted model, not a curated record. Lineage: Eukaryota; Fungi; Basidiomycota; Exobasidiomycetes; Exobasidiales; Brachybasidiaceae. The transcript has a single exon.
AUGGACACUUUAAUCGUUGAUAAAAAGAUCAGGCCAGCAGGUCAGGCAAAUGUAGGUCUCUCUAGGGAUCGAUUUUGGACAAUUCAACCUAUUCGAGGAAUUCUAUUCGUUACGCUUUUGUUUGAGCUUCUCUUUGUGCAAUUACCAGUCCGUACGGUCUUGUACACUCUCUUACCAAGCAUCACAAGACCACAUCCAAAAUGGACACUAAAAAGAUCUCUCUUUAUGAGUAUGUUGCGACACUAUGCUUUCUUCAGAAUGAAGUUGAAUAUGAAAUCGGGUCUUAUCAACAAGAAUGCACUACCCGCCAUUCCGGAGAAACAAGGAGCAACGGCAGUUUGGAUCGAGCCAAUUCAUAGACAGACUGGUCUGAAGGGUGAAUUGAAGACAAUAUUUGACGAUGGAGGUUGCACUACUACUCGCAUUCCAGGUUAUUGGUUCGGACAAAAUCAUAUCGGCAAGAAUGGAAGAGAUGCAAGAAAAGGCGAAAAAGUCAUUCUCUUCUUCCAUGGAGGAGGCUACAGUCAAUUGAACGGUUCACCAAGCUCUCCUCCGACGAACAAUCUCAAAAUUACUUUGGAAGCAGCAAAGCGAUCCGGCAAACUUCAUGCGCCCAAAAGAGCACUUUCGGUAGAGUAUCGGUUAAGCAGUGAAGGAUAUACGUUCCCUUCCAUCUUUACUGAUGCAUUGGCAUCUUGGAUCUAUCUCGUUCGUCAAUUGCGUUUCGAGCCAAAGAAUAUCUUAAUUUUGGGUGAUUCGGCAGGUGGAAAUCUUGCUUUGGCAUUGUUGAGAUACAUUCGUGAUGAAAGACCUCUUUGGGAUGAAUUGAACAUUCCAAAAGAUUCUCCGUUGGCAGAUGGCGUUAUCCUCUCUUCCCCAUGGGUUGAUAUCUCAGGAUCUUUCUGCAAUGCCGGUCCUUCCUCAAGCGGCACACUGUACAAGGAUGUGGACUAUCUGAACUUGACAUCUCUAAAAUUGGCAAGUUCAGAUCUCGUCAAGGGAUUACCUGUUCCUUUCAUCCACAGUCCUUGGGUAAGUCCCGUCAACUUGCAAAGAGGGCUAGACGAAGACGUCUUCAAGGGGUUCCCGCGAGCGCUUUGCAUUUAUGGAGGCUUGGAAUUAUUUGUUGAUGAGAUUAAAGCUUUCAAUCAUCACUAUCAAUACGCUCAUGAACAUCUUGGAGCAGGACAAAUUACCGUAUACGAAGAACCUUUGUCAGUGCACGACUAUUUGGCAUACCCUAUCACAUUCACAGAAGAUCACAUUAGAGCUCGUGACGUAAUCAAGAAGUGGCUAUAA